AUUAAGCUCUUUUUCUACGUAGCUAGGCUAGUCAUGGGAAGUAAAUAAACAAAACUACAAAUCCCAUGAAGGCCUUUGGUGAUGACGUCAUCGCGCGGCGACCAAAAACAUCCGGUUAUGGUUUCAACAUUUUGGCGUCUUUGUAUUACAAGUGUUUCUGUAUAGUGAUGGAGGAAAUGAGCCAUUUGGAGGCAGAACCCAAACCCUCAGCUCCAUCACGAGAUAAGAAGCCUGACGCUGCCAUUUAUGUACCCAAGGGACGACAAGGUGGAAACCAGCCCCAGUCCAGAGAAAAGCCCCAAUCAGGGGGUGAUAAGAAACCCAAAGGCAGACCAAGGUACACUGAUAAAGCCCGUAGAUACAACAAGAAGGACAAGAAGGACAAGAAGGAAUCGGGGGACGAGGGCGUUACAAACGGAGAGGACGGCCCGAGCUCGAAGGGAGGAAGAAAAGAGAGAGAAGAACCAGGUUUGGAAAAGGAAAGUGUAGAACAGACGAGAACAGAUUCCUCUGAGGAGGUGACCGCAUCACACACGACUACUGAAACCCAGCAGAGCCCGCAGGAGGAAGAGGAGCAGGAGGAAGGUGAUAACUGGGAUUCUCUGUUCACAGACGAUGGAGAAUGUCUCAACCCACACCUGCUGGAAGAGAUCUCUCAGAAGGCGGGGCUUGACAAGACGUCUGUUCAGGAGGCACGGUUCGACUACUAUAACUGGACGCCGGAGGACGACGAGGUGGAGCUGCGAGAGGACGAGCUGUCGCAUAUCGUGGAGAUCUACGAGUUUCCCUCUGAGUUUAAAACGGAGGAUUUAGUACUAGCCUUCAGCUCAUAUCAGCAGAAAGGUUUUGAUAUACAGUGGAUCGAUGACAGACACGCCCUCGGCCUCUUCUCUAGUCCCAUAGCAGCACGAGAUGCUUUGAGGACCAAACACCCCAUGCUGAAGGUUCGUCCUCUCUCCAAAUCCUCCUCGGCCACGAAAGCCAAAGCACGCGCAUCCUCAGAUUAUCUCCUCCCAGCUAAAGAGCGUCCGCAGACGAGCGCGGCUCUCGCCCGACGCCUGGUCACCAGCGCUCUCGGGGUGAAGAGCAAGCAGAGCCGGGAGGAUCGCGAGGCCGAGAAGAACCAGCUACGGCAAGCCAGAGAGCAAAAACGACUGGCAGCCAAGCAGCGAGAUGACGCAUGGGAAGGGAAGUGAAGAUCAAGCAGCUUCUCACACACACACACAAUGACCAUGUUCACUUAUUUCUGAUCCUUUUGUAGAUACCGUGUGUGUGUAAGUGUGUGUUUUUCCCAGUUUGUAAAUAAAUCAUUUUUAUAACUUGCGCUUUAAACUCAAAGCUUCUUUGUUCUGGUGUGUGUGUGUGUGUGUUGUGAACCUGUCUUCAGACCAUGUUCAGGUUCUGUAAUAGUUUUUAUUUAACGCUUUAAGUGACUGUUUCACUGCUGUAAAGACUUAACUGUGAUUUGAACAAACAUUUUAAACAGAAAUAAAACGUGGCUGUGUUUA
Messenger RNA from Tachysurus fulvidraco (yellow catfish), 1508 nucleotides. It is a transcript of the gene r3hcc1l, whose product is annotated as R3H domain and coiled-coil containing 1-like. Lineage: Eukaryota; Metazoa; Chordata; Actinopteri; Siluriformes; Bagridae. The transcript has 7 exons. The record is from RefSeq and is a predicted model, not a curated record. Bases 66 to 1196 code for a protein of 376 amino acids.